GUUCAUGUUAUUUUCGUGAAUCGAUUCGUGUUAAUCCCAGACGCCAUAGGAUGCAUGGACAGCAGCUUCCCAGAAUAGGCAGGCGGUGCAGCACUGUGCGUGCCGACCUGGGAGGGCACGUGUCCGCCGUCGGUCCACCCACAUUCAUGUACGCCUGAGCUCCCAGCUUCAAAUCAUUCAGCAAACACAUACAUACGGCCACCAUAGAACAUAAACCAGGCCUAUAAAUUCGUACCGGCCGGCCAUAGCAGUCACGACGAACCAGCAAGACAGCUGCUAGAUCAUCACAAGAAAGAAACCUGUAGCACCGAGCUAGGUGCGCGGAUGCAGGGCGGGGAGAGCGCGCUGGGCGCGGCCAAGGAGGCGGGGGCGAACCUGGGCGCGUCGGCGUGGGCGGGCAAGGAGAAGACCAUGGCCGUGGUGCAGGAGACGGUGGACAAGGCCAAGGCGCACGACGACCCGGCGGCGCAGGCGGAGGCCGAGGCCAGGAAGGAGGAGCGGGUCCUCGAGGUGGAGGCCGCCAAGCAGGACGCCUACCGCCACAACGCCGCCGUCGCCAAGGACGGCCGCGCCGCCGCCGUCGCCGCCGACCAGAAGGAGGCCGUCGCCGCCGACGAGGAGGCGGCCGUCUCCGCCUGACAACCAUGUCCGAAACCGAAUCCUCAUGUCGGAGAUGAGAUUGCUUUUAUUCGAUCGAGUGUAUAUAUUGUAUUUGUAUUGUUUUGAGUGCUUGCGUACAUGUUGUGAGAAGAGCUAUUAUUAUUGGAGUUGGAGAUAAGAUAAGAUUGCUUUGAACGUGCAAUACGAUGUGAUUUCUUCA
Molecule: messenger RNA, 820 nt
Organism: Hordeum vulgare subsp. vulgare (domesticated barley)
Lineage: Eukaryota; Viridiplantae; Streptophyta; Magnoliopsida; Poales; Poaceae
Exons: 1
Coding region: 325-639 (104 amino acids)
Biological process (GO): embryo development ending in seed dormancy
Source: RefSeq, a predicted model, not a curated record